This is a messenger RNA of Phodopus roborovskii (desert hamster), 1708 nucleotides long. RefSeq names its product von Willebrand factor C domain containing 2 like (gene Vwc2l). The transcript is spliced from 4 exons. Gene Ontology annotation, cellular component: AMPA glutamate receptor complex. The record is from RefSeq and is a predicted model, not a curated record. Gene Ontology annotation, biological process: negative regulation of BMP signaling pathway. Gene Ontology annotation, molecular function: protein binding. Lineage: Eukaryota; Metazoa; Chordata; Mammalia; Rodentia; Cricetidae. The coding region runs from base 845 to 1513 and encodes 222 amino acids.
CUGUAUCAAGUGACUGCUUAGACAACACUCCAGCCUGGUCCGCGCGGAAGCAGCUGGGGGUUUCAACCAAGCUGGGCUCAGAAGCCAGUUGUUGGCGCUGUCCGUGGUGCUGAGGAAUUCCCGGCUGCCGGCAGGAUGAGCUCCGAAUCAGCAGUCUGCAAACUGCUCCCAGCGAUGCCAAACCCUAGCUAAAGUUGUGCCUUUGCUUCACGUCCACAGUUAGAAUCUUCUGGUGUGUGAGGAGGGAUUCAGUCAACAUUACCGUGGAUGAUGCUGAUGGUUCUGCCGGUGGAGUGGGCUUUAAUCUUCAGUAUGCUGUUUCUGUUUGUGAUCCUCAGAGCCUAGCCAAGUCACCUCUACUGCCGUAGCAAGCACUGUGUAAGUGAACCCAUGUGUGGAGGAGGCGUAAGCAGCCAGGAAAUUUCAUAGAAGGAUCUAAGAAAAUGCUAAAAAUAAGUUCAACAUGAUCCUGCUACCGGGGUCCGGAUUUCCACAGGACCAGUAUUGCUUCUUGCUUUGAAUUCUGAAGACAGUCCAAAGCAUAUUUCUUAUGUGUGUCUGCUGUUUCUCUCUGGAAGGGUGGGAGACUGCUUCUUGGCUGUGUUUUGAAAUGGGAGGUAGAGAGGAUGGAUUGCCUUUAAUUCAUGCCUGAAAAUGCAUUCUUUGGGUGACUAAAGAGGACCAGCUUUCCUAAGACAUACCUGACCUUUAAGUUCAGAUUGGUCUGUGACCCCCAGCACCAUCAUUAACCUCAGAGUGACUAGCCCACCCCUCUUGCAUUCCCAUGGAAGGAGCUGAGUGUAUUUAAUAUUAGGAGAACAUCCAGAAGCCUGUGAGGAGGGGGAUGGCUCUUCAUAUUCAUGAAGCUUGCAUACUUCUAUUGGUCAUCCCUGGAUUGGUCACCUCUGCUGCCAUCAGUCACGAAGACUAUCCUGCUGAUGAAGGUGACCAGGCUUCCAGUAAUGACAAUCUGAUCUUUGAUGACUAUCGAGGGAAAGGGUGUGUGGAUGACAGCGGCUUUGUAUACAAAUUGGGAGAGCGGUUUUUCCCAGGGCAUUCCAACUGUCCAUGUGUCUGUGCUCUAGAUGGACCUGUUUGUGACCAGCCAGAAUGCCCUAAAAUUCAUCCGAAAUGUACAAAAGUGGAACACAAUGGAUGCUGUCCAGAAUGUAAAGAAGUGAAAAACUUUUGUGAAUAUCAUGGAAAAAAUUACAAAAUCUUGGAGGAAUUUAAGCCCUCUCCAUGUGAAUGGUGUCGCUGUGAGCCCAGCAAUGAAGUUCACUGUGUUGUAGCAGACUGCGCAGUUCCUGAGUGUGUCAACCCAAUCUAUGAACCAGAACAAUGUUGUCCUGUCUGCAAAAAUGGUCCAAACUGCUUUGCAGGAACUACAAUCAUUCCAGCUGGCAUUGAAGUGAAAGUGGACGACUGUAACAUCUGUCAUUGUCACAACGGGGACUGGUGGAAACCCGCUCAAUGCUCAAAGCGCGAAUGCCAAGGCAAGCAGCCUGUGUAGGGCAUAUUCCCGAAUGAUGACAAGUUCUAGGAAGGGAUGCUAUGGCUUCUACAGGGCACAUGUUUAACACUCAUCAAAAUGAGCAAACUAACUGCUGCCAGCUACAACAGGGUCACCAGCAAAACCUUCUGGGGUUGACAAAAGUGAUCAUUUUACCAAGAGGAAAAUUCUCUCUCUUUCUCUUGCUAUAUAAAA